Grammomys surdaster is the source of this 5583-nucleotide messenger RNA. RefSeq names its product adenylate kinase 9 (gene Ak9). The transcript has 39 exons. The record is from RefSeq and is a predicted model, not a curated record. Gene Ontology annotation, cellular component: cytoplasm; mitochondrion. Bases 1 to 5583 code for a protein of 1860 amino acids. Gene Ontology annotation, molecular function: ATP hydrolysis activity; AMP kinase activity; ATP binding. NCBI's taxonomy places the organism in Eukaryota, Metazoa, Chordata, Mammalia, Rodentia, Muridae. Gene Ontology annotation, biological process: nucleobase-containing compound metabolic process.
AUGGCUUCUGACAAAAAGACAGAAGAACAUCCAUUUGCAGACAUCUUUAAUGAAGAUGAAACUGACAGGAACUGUUUGCUGUCCAAACCGGCUUGCUUUGUUAUAUUUGGAAAGCCUGGGGCUGGGAAGACAACAUUAGCCCGUAACAUAGCACAGGCAUGGAAAUGUAUUCGUGUUGAAGCUUUGUCGGUUUUGGAAGAGCACAUUGCGGCUGAGAGUGAAACCGGAGCUAUGCUGCAGUCACUGCUGGUGAGCGGUCACAGUGUCCCAGACGAGCUGGUCACAAAGUUGAUCCUGGAGAAGAUCAAGUCUCCAGAAGUUGCUCACUUCGGCUACAUCAUCACUGAAAUGCCGUCACUCUCACAAGAUAGCAUGACCGCUUUGAAGCAAAUAGAAUUUGUUAAAAACUUAGAAUUGCAACCCGAUAUCAUAAUCAAUAUUAAGUGCAGCGACUACGAUUUAUGCCAAAGAAUUUCUGGGCAACGGCAGCACAGUACUACAGGCUAUAUUUACACCAGAGACCAGUGGGACCCAGAAAUCAUAGAGAGUCGCAGGACAAAGAAGAAGGACGUCCCCAAGGAAGGAAAAUCUGAAGAGGAAGAAGAGGAAGAAGAACAAGAGGAGGAGGAGGCAUUCAUGACUGAAAUGCAGGUGGUGGCUGAAAUUAUUCAACACCUAGUCCAGAGGCCUGAGGACUAUCUGGAGAACAUUGAAAUCACUGUGAGGCUGUAUAAGGAGCUCCUGCUGAGCGCUCUGGAGGAGGUAAUGGCUGAGCAUAACCCCCAGUAUCUCAUCGAGCUAGAUGGGAAUAAGUCACCAGAGGAGCUCUUCAUGGUGAUCAUCGAGCGGCUGAAGUACUUGAACGUGAAGCGAGCAGCCAUCAUAACCAAGCUUCAGGGCACAGAGGAGGAAAUGACCGACAUAAUAGACACUGAAGAGCUGUUCCGUACGGUGUCAUCUUAUAAACUCAUUGCACCAAGGUACAGAUGGAACCGAAGCAAGUGGGCCCGUUCUUGUCCAGUGUCCUUAAAGGAGGGGAACAUUUAUUCGGGAGCAGCAGACUUUACCGUGAGUUUUCUAGGUAAAAUGUACUGCCUUUCUUCUGAAGAAACGUUAAAAUCCUUCUCACUGAACCCCCGCUCCUUCCUCCUGCCACCCAUGCCGCUGCCACCAUGCAAAGUCUUUGUAUUUGGACCCGACCAAGUAGGGAAAACAACGCUGGCCAAUCUGAUUGCAGAACACUUCAAAGCAAAGGUAAUUGACUAUGUUAAACUCGUUCAGCCACGUUUCGACAGUGCCCGUGAAAAGCUAAUAAAAGACACCAUAACUGAAGCCACCAACACAGCUAUCAAAGUUGUGAAAGAGAGGCUUCUGAAUGAGAUGCAAGCCAAAAAGCAAGAGGAGAAGACCUUGAAGGAACUGCAGAUGCACUACUCAAAAAAAGAUUACGAGGAUUUCAUGGAUUAUAAAAGGAUAAAAAGUUCUGAAGAGUUACCUUCUUCUCUCGAGGACACUGCCACCUCUCAAGGCUCCAAGAAACCAAGCUCCUUAGAGAUUGGCCAGGAAGAGAAAACAAAGUCGGAGGUCACCAUUUCCGGGGACAUCCUGGAUAAAGAUGUCUCUGCAGAAGAGUCGAUAGAAGAGGUGACUGAAAAGCACCCAGAGGUGUUUGCCAUGAUAGAGGAUACUCUGAGGCACUCCAAGGAGUUGAACUUUGAACAGCCACAUGAUAAACAGGCUGAAAUACUGGAGGAAGUCAUCAAAGAGGUGACAAAGGAUAACAAGGAUAGGUUCCCUGGUGCCCCAAAAUAUGGAGGAUGGAUCGUGAAGAACUUCCCUUUAGUACGAGAACUGUGGAUGUCCUUAAUAGAAAAAGCGCUUCUACCUGAUUUGGUUGUCUAUUUAUCAGAUUCAGAAAGUAAUGGAAAACAUGUGUUAAAUAGAUUAUAUUUAAAGAAUAAGGCAGAAAUCAAUGCUAAGAUUAUAGAAAGAUUGCAAGAAGAAAUUCAAGCCAAAAAAAGAGAGGAGGAGGAAAUACGAAAAGUCAAAGAAGAGGAACUGAGACUGGAAGAAGAAAAACAGAGGGUGAUGGAACUUGCGGCUAAGAAAUCAAAAGAUGCUGAGGAUCCCAAUAAUGAAGCUGAUGAGGAUGGUGAUGCUGAGGAUUCUGAAAUCCAUGAGUCUGAGGCACGUGAAAUACAAGAGUUCACCAGAACGUCAUCGUUGCCCGGGGGGUCUGAGGCAUCUGAGGCCCCAGAGGGGGAGCCUGAAGCUGAAGCAGUCGUGUUGCCGGAGUUUCCAGAAGAUGGCUACCCCAACGUUCCUGAAAUGGAAGCACUGAAGGAAGUGAUGAACAAUUACAUAAUAUUGUGGAAACAACUGGAGCAGAUGAUUUCCGACAGUUUAGUUCCAAUAUUAACAGUGGAUAUUUCCAACAAAACGCCCAAGGACCUCCUUCAGCGCGUAAUUGAAACUAUGGAAAGGCCUUUUAAGUAUAGUGCCUGGGAAUUAAACGCAGAAGAUUAUGAAGAAGAAGCAGAGGACUAUCAGGCUGAAACAGACAUCGAUGAGGAGCAGGAGGAAGAGGAAGAGGAAGAAGAAGAGGGUGAAGAAAAAAUUAAAGAAAAGAGGAGACACUUGGGAGAUACCAAACACUUCUGCCCGGUGGUUCUCAAAGAAAACUUUGUCCUACAACCGGGCAACAUGGACAAUGCUGUUAAAUACCGAGAAAAGAUAUACUACUUUUCAAGCACUGAGGCGAAGGAGAAGUUUUUGGAGCAUCCUGAGGACUAUGUGUCCCAGAACGAACCAUUAAAGGCUCCUCCACUAAGGAUUUGUCUUAUGGGUCCUCAUGGCUCUGGCAAAACUGUGUGUGCAAGAAAGCUGGCAGAAAAUUUUGGCAUUUUUCACAUUCAGUUUGAUGAAUUUCUCCAAGAAAAAAUGCUGCUCAAGGCUGAAAGGAAAUUUGGACCUGAGUUUGAGGACGAUUCCGAGGAGGAGCAAUUGGCAAAGCAAGAACUGGAAGAGCUUGCAGCUCAGGCAAACGUGAAGAUUGAAGAAGAUACCACGAAGAAGCAGCUUCCAGACGUACAAUUCACAGAGGAGGAGGAAGCCAUCAAGCUGAGUCUAACCGACAACGAGCCCCUGCCUUCGGAAAUCCUAGACCCCAUUCUUUCUGAGUGGUGGCUUAAAGAACCAAUCCGCUCCACGGGCUUCAUACUGGAUGGCUUCCCGCGGUACCCUGAAGAGGCCCAGUUUCUGGGAGAGCGAGGAUUUUUCCCAGACGCCGCCGUUAUACUACAAGUCGAUGACCAAGACAUCUUUGAUCGCCUCCUUCCCGCCCAAGUUCAGAAGUGGAAGACGAAACAGCUCAAGAAAUUAGAGAGGAAAAAACUCAUCAAAGACUUGAAGACAAAAAUCAAGGAGGACAUGGUUGCUAAAAGAAGAGCUGAACUUAUUUUGGAGAGAGAGAAAAAAAGGAGAGGAGACGUAAUUAGAGACGAGGAAGAAUUUAGUGACGAAGACGCAGAAGAUGAGGACGAUAUUGAGAACAUCCUUGAGGAAGAGUUUCCAAAGGAUGAGGAAGAGAUGAGCGAGGAAGACGAGGAACAGGAAGGAGACGCCACCGAGCGCCUGAGAAACGAGCUGGGGGAGAAAUUUGAAACAGAAACAAAUAAUAUCCAAUCGAUACAGGAUGAAUUCGACAAAGUUCUGAUACCAAUAAUUAUGGUCAACGGAGCUAGGAAAAUACACAUUGUACAAUAUGUAAUGAAUUUGAAACUGAAGCCCCUGGUGGAGAACCGUGAAAGCAUUUUUGAAAAGUGUUACCCGGUGUCCUCACACCUCGCUCACAAAAUGCUUGCCUUCACCUACAAACACAUGAGCUCAUUUGGCUACUGGGACCCUGUGAAGCUAAGCGAAGGAGAGACAAUCAAACCUGUUGAGAAUGCAGAGAACCCGCUGAACCCUGUAAUCCAUCGCCACUACAUCUACUUCCUAUCUAGCAAGCAAACGAAGGAGAAGUUCAUGAUGAACCCCAUCAAAUACAUCCGGCAACCCAAGCCCAAAGCCACCAUGCCUGUGAGGAUUAUGAUUGUGGGGCCUCCCAAGUCGGGGAAAACGACAGUUGCCAAAAAACUAGCAAGUGACUACGGCUUAAGACGUUUGUCGGUGGGAGAUGCGUUGCGUGGAAUUUUAAGCAACCACCCAGAUUCGGAGCUGUCACUGAUGUUAAACUGGCACCUUCACAAGGGGAUGACGGUACCUGACGAACUGGCUAUUCAAGCUUUAGAUAUCUCUCUGUUGGAAAGCGUGUGCAAUACUAUAGGUGUGGUCAUCGAUGGUUACCCUGUUACCCCACACCAGAUGGAUCUCUUGGAGGCGAGGUCAAUCAUCCCCAUGGUCAUCUUUGAGUUGGAUGUGCCGUCCAAGGAGAUCUUUAAAAGACUGCUUUUAGAGAAGAAGAUUGCGCAAAGUCUGCCUUAUCCACUGCACAACAGCUCGCAGAUCAUAGCUUAUAAGAACUCAAAGUAUCGUAAAAAUGUCAAUGAGAUCAGGCAGUUUUAUCAGAAGCAGCAUCAAAACUGGCAUGUGAUUGACGGCUUUCACAGUAAAUGGUGGGUAUGGAAUGAAGUCCUCAAAGACAUCCAACAGAUGAAUAAGUACAUACAGACAUACAUGGAAAAGAUAAAGGAAGGGAAAGCCGCAUGCAUUGACAAACUAUGCAUCACUCCCGAGGAGCUGAUUUCGCGCCUGGGAGAGUUUAAACAGUUCUGCCCUGUCAGCCUAGCAGAAUCCAAUGAACUAAUUGACUGCUCUGUAACCAGCAGCUUGGAAUUUGCAGCAGAGUUCAGGGGACACUAUUAUAAAAUGAGUUCCCAGGAAAAGCUAAAUAAAUUUCUGAAGGACCCAGAAUUGUACGUACCUCCCUUAGCACCGCAUCCACUCCCGCCGGACGAUAUGCUUCCUAAAAGGCUGACGAUCUCAGAGCUGAAGAGUCGCUUCCCUAAGUGUGCUGAGCUGCAGGGCUACUGCCCAGUGACUUACCAGGAUGGAAAACAAAGAUAUGAAGCCCUAGUGCCUGGGGACAUCCAGUAUGCUGUAGAGUAUCGUGAUCGCAUAUUUACUUGUGAGAGCGAAGAAAAACUCCAGAAAUUCUUGAGGUUGCCAAUGAAAUACUGGGACCAGAAGCUUCCUCGCAAACUCCCCCCGCUAAAGGAAUCCAUCCACCUCACCAGUCUUCCUUUGCCUGGGUAUCUGGAACAGGGGACAGCAACUUCCCUGAUCAAGGCAAUGAAUGCGGCAGGGAACCUGAAGCCCAAGCUCCCCUUCCUAAGCGUGAGGAGGUCCGUGCUCCUUUACAUAGCCUUCCAUCUCAAAGCAUUUAAUCCCAAGGCUUCUGAAUAUUCAAGAAAAAAAUAUAAGAAGAAGAUGGAGCAGUUUGUGGAAAGAUGUGAACUCAUAACGUACCUCAGCUCCAAGAUGACCCGGAAGUACAAGGAGCCACAGUUCAGAGCCAUCGACUUCGAUCACAAGCUACAGACCUUUUUGUCCUUGAAAAACAUAGACCCAGUUACUGGGUAG